AAUUCAAAAUUCGCGAUACUUUUUGAACAGUCUUCGUAUAUAUAUUAUCACAAUUCGCGUCGGUUGCGGGACUUCUUUGCUCCCGCAUUCCCGCGGCUAGCUCAGUUUUUAAUUGUCUAAUAGCGAAUCGAAUCCCUCGCUGUUCCGCGUGGUAGAGCGUCGUGGUUCUUACACGUUCUUCCUCGAUUCCGCGGACACGUCGGAGAGAAGCCGGGAGAGAUAAUAACUUAGAGACCGGUUUAACAUUUAAAUGACAAUACUUUAAUUCGUUUCAAUUCCAAUUUCAGACAACUAAUCCAUUCUAUAAAUAAUAAAUCCUAAACGAACGUGACAUAGGAAUACAAUUCUUUAAUUAGCCUGUAUUCUUCAAGUACAGGCAACUAAAUUCAAUAUCACCGAAAAUUCCGUAACGUGAUCAAAAGAGAGCGAUCUCUCGCCUGCGAUGUUCCGCGAGAUGUUGUUUUUAUGCGGCAAAUCCGAGCCGCUUGACGGCAGCUAUAAUAACGCGCGUCGUUUUAACCGAAAAGUUCUCUUGCCCGGCGUCGUUGCGCGAAUCUCGCCGUGUUUUCCGUUAGGCGCCAGCCGGGUCUUUCCCGACAAUAGUUACUGCUUCUGACCGGUCAGGUACAAUAUCCGAUCUAGCUCGUUCACUAGAAGCAGUUUCCACAAAUAACAUACGAGCUCAUAAUACGACUCAAUAUUCAAUGUACAAUACAAUAUCGACAACACUUUACCAAGGAUUGUGCGACCGGCAAUUAGAGAAGGCAACCGAGUCCCGCGCUCGAGUCUUCGGGAUCCCUAUGCUCGAGAGCACGGUCCUUGUCACCCUGCGACGUGGCCUCCAAAUCUCUUAUGCAAAAAAUAUGGGAAAAUUAUCUCGUGAAUUUCGAGAUCGACCAGUGCCUCCGUUAGACUUAGCAAUUUGGAGCAUCGAAUACACAGCCCGCCAUCCAAAAGGAACUUUAGCAUCGCCAAUUAGAUCUCAAAGUUGGAUACAACAGAAACUGAUCGAUAUCUAUGCGUUUUUAUUAUUCUGUCUCAUCAUAACUAUAUUUAUUAUAUGCCUUACAUUCAAGACAUUAUUUAAUUUUUAUUACCGUCAUAUGUACACAGCGCCUAAAUCGUAUAAGAGCAAACAGAUAUAAGUGGCAUAAUUAUUAAACACAGGAAUUAUAUAAAAAAUCAUUUGUAAUUAUUAAAUUGAA
Molecule: messenger RNA, 1205 nt
Organism: Dinoponera quadriceps
Lineage: Eukaryota; Metazoa; Arthropoda; Insecta; Hymenoptera; Formicidae
Product: UDP-glucuronosyltransferase 1-5-like
Exons: 2
Coding region: 705-1145 (146 amino acids)
Molecular function (GO): UDP-glycosyltransferase activity
Source: RefSeq, a predicted model, not a curated record